Molecule: messenger RNA, 866 nt
Organism: Ruditapes philippinarum (Manila clam)
Lineage: Eukaryota; Metazoa; Mollusca; Bivalvia; Venerida; Veneridae
Product: cytochrome b-c1 complex subunit Rieske, mitochondrial-like
Exons: 4
Coding region: 57-839 (260 amino acids)
Biological process (GO): mitochondrial electron transport, ubiquinol to cytochrome c
Cellular component (GO): membrane
Molecular function (GO): 2 iron, 2 sulfur cluster binding; quinol-cytochrome-c reductase activity
Source: RefSeq, a predicted model, not a curated record
ACAUUUGCCGCAAGUAAUUGACCUUCUUCCGUCGUAGGACGUUUGUGAAAAAUAAAAUGAUUUCAAUACCGAAAUCAGCGGGUGUUACCGCAGUUUCACAGAUUGUAAAUUGUACUAAGACUUCAGCAGCACCCGUUAUUUUAAAGAAACACUUAUAUAAACGUAAUGUAUUCCUUCCUACGAAGAAACAUACUUUACCAAGUUCUGGCAUCGCUGCUUUUGUUGAAAUAGGAGGUCCAUGCCAAGUGAGGUUCUCACACACUGACGUCAAAUUUCCAGACUAUGACGUGUACAGAAAGAAGGGAAAUAUUGACAAACAUGAUGUCAACAGAAGUGAAACACCCUCUCGUACCUUCUCAUAUGUAAUGGCUGGAGCUGGAGCGCUGGGAGGCAUCUAUAUGGGAAAAACUAUAGUGGAGAGGGUGGUAACUAGUUUAGCAACUACCAAGGAUGUUUUAGCCUUGUCCAAGGUAGAAAUAAAUUUAUCUGAAAUACCGGAAGGUAAAAAUAUGGUAUUUAAGUGGCGUGGAAAGCCAUUGUUUGUAAGACAUCGUACAUCGGAAGAAAUUGAGACAGAACAAAAUGUAAAUCUGGCAGAACUGAGGGACCCCCAGCAUGAUAGUGACCGGGUACAAGAUCCUAAAUGGCUGGUCUGUCUUGGAAUAUGCACUCAUUUAGGGUGUGUGCCAGUAGCUGAUGCAGGUGACUUCGGCGGUUACUAUUGUCCAUGCCACGGAUCCCACUACGACGCUGCAGGAAGAAUCAGGAAAGGCCCCGCACCUCUGAACUUGGAAGUUCCAUUCUAUCAGUUUGAAGAUCAACUACUUAUUGUUGGUUAAAAGUGAUAAAUUUUAGGCCUUAGGAAA